AAACAUUGGAGCGUAUAAAUAUGCGGACAAAUUGCGACGAUUAAUCAUUCGACCCAUAGAUUCCACCGUCAAAGCAAUUAGCUUGGAGAUCUAUAGCAAAAUGAAACUUUUCCUAGCGUGCAUCUUUAUUGCCGCCGCGACGGCUGCAGUGAUUCCUGUCGAACAAGCCAGGCACCGUCGUGACGUCACCGAGCUCGUGAACGAGUACAUCCCGCCGGCGGAGGAAGUUGGCGCCGAUCUGGCCCAAGACCCCGCUGCCCUGGGAGAGGAUGGAUACCGCUACAAGACCGUGCGCAGGCUGAAGCUCCGCCACCGCCGUGAUGUCUCCGAGAUUGACAAUGAGUACCUGCCUCCUUCGGAGGAGGUCGUCACCGAAGCCCCUAUUGAGGAAGCCCCCGUUGAGGAAGCCAGCCAAGAUUCUGCUGUCCUUGCUGCCGAUGGAUACCAGUACAAAACCGUGCGUCGUUUGAAGUACCGCCAGCGUCGCGAUGUCUCCGAAAUUGCCAACGAAUACCUGCCCCCUUCGGAGGAGGUCGUCACCGAAGCUCCCUUGGAGGAGGCUCCCGUAGAGGAAGCUUCUCAGGAUUCCGCUGUCCUGGCCGCCGAUGGAUAUCAGUACAAAACUGUCCGUCGCCUGAAGUACCGUCAACGCCGUGAUGUUUCCGAGAUCGCCAACGAAUAUCUGCCACCCACUGAGGAAGUUGUUGCUGAUGCCCCAGUUGAGGAGGUUCCCGUUGAGGAAGCCAGCCAGGAUUCAGCUGUCCUUGCCGCUGAUGGUUACCAAUACAAAACCGUCCGUCGCCUGAAGUACCGCCAACGUCGUGAUGUUUCCGAGAUCGCCAACGAAUAUCUGCCACCCACUGAGGAACUUGUUGCUGAUGCUCCUGUUGAGGAGGCUCCAGUGGAAGAAGCUAGCCAGGACUCAGCUGUCCUUGCUGCCGAUGGAUACCAGUACAAGACUGUGCGUCGUCUUAAGUACCGUCAGCGUCGUGAUGUCUCCGAGAUUGCCAAUGAGUAUCUGCCACCCACUGAGGAGGUCGUCACUGAAGUCCCUCUUGAGGAAGCCCCCGUUGAGGAAGCUUCUCAGGAUUCCGCUGUCCUUGCUGCCGAUGGAUACCAGUACAAAACCGUGCGUCGCCUGAAGUACCGUCAGCGUCGUGAUGUGUCCGAGAUCGCCAACGAAUAUCUGCCUCCUAGCGAGGAAAUUGUUGCUGAUGCCCCAGUUGAGGAGGUUCCAGUUGAUGAAGCUAGCCAGGACUCGGCUGUCCUUUCUGCUGAUGGAUACCAGUACAAGACCGUCCGUCGUUUGAAAUACCGCCAGCGUCGUGAUGUUUCCGAGAUCGCCAAUGAGUACCUGCCACCCACUGAAGAGGUUGUCACCGAAGCCCCCAUUGAGGAAGCUCCAGUUGAGGAAGCCAGCCAAGAUUCCGCUGUCCUUGCCGCUGAUGGUUACCAAUACAAAACCGUCCGUCGCCUGAAGUACCGCCAACGCCGUGAUGUUUCCGAGAUUGCGAACGAAUAUCUGCCCCCCACUGAGGAAGUUGUUGCUGAUGCUCCUGUUGAGGAGGUUCCGAUCGAGGAAGCCUCUCAGGACUCCGCCGUUCUCUCUGCUGAUGGAUACAAGUACAAGACUGUUCGCCGCCUGAAGUACCGUCAACGCCGUGAUGUUUCCGAAAUCGCCAAUGAGUACCUACCCCCUACCGAAGAUGCUGCCACCGAAGCUCCCAUUGAGGAAGCUCCAGUUGAGGAAGCUUCUCAGGAUUCCGCUGUCCUGGCCGCCGAUGGAUAUCAGUACAAAACUGUCCGUCGCCUGAAGUACCGUCAGCGCCGUGAUGUGUCCGAGAUCGCCAAUGAGUACUUGCCACCCACUGAGGAGGUUGUCACCGAAGCUCCCAUCGUGGAGGCUCCAGUCGAGGAAGCCAACCAAGAUUCUGCUGUCCUUGCUGCGGAUGGAUACCAGUACAAAACCGUGCGUCGUCUUAAGUACCGUCAGCGUCGUGAUGUGUCCGAGAUCGCCAACGAAUAUCUGCCUCCUAGCGAGGAAGUUGUUGCCGAUGCCCCAGUUGAGGAGGUUCCAGUUGAGGAAGCUAGCCAGGAUUCAGCUGUCCUUUCCGCCGAUGGCUACAAAUACAAGACCGUGCGUCGUCUUAAGUACCGCCAGCGUCGGGAUGUUUCCGAGAUCGCCAACGAGUACCUGCCGCCUUCGGAGGAGGUCGUCACCGAGGCUCCCUUGGAGGAGGCCCCCGUUGAGGAAGCUUCUCAGGACUCCGCCGUCCUGGCCGCCGAUGGAUACCAGUACAAGACCGUGCGUCGCCUGAAGUACCGCCAGCGCCGCGAUGUGUCCGAGAUUGCCAGCGACUACCUGCCGCCCACCGAGGAGCAGGUGGCCGUUGAUGCGCCCGUCGAGGAAGUGUCCCAGUCGCAGGACUCCGCCGUCCUCGGUGACGAGGGCUACCAGUACAAGACCGUGCGCCGCCUGAAGCUGCGCCACCGCCGCGCCCUGUAAGCCUGGCUGUCCUCUACCUUUGUAUACCUGUAUACCUGUACCUGAACCCGAACUGCUCGUUCGCGACUAGAAGCACUCACCCCACCAACCACUACUAGGCCGUAAGUUUUGCUAUUAUUUAACGAUUGAAAUCAACGAAUAAAUCCAACGAAAAUUGUUAUACCAUAA
Drosophila elegans is the source of this 2674-nucleotide messenger RNA. Its product is annotated as fibrous sheath CABYR-binding protein. The record is from RefSeq and is a predicted model, not a curated record. The transcript is spliced from 2 exons. Lineage: Eukaryota; Metazoa; Arthropoda; Insecta; Diptera; Drosophilidae. Gene Ontology annotation, biological process: negative regulation of protein sumoylation. The coding region runs from base 101 to 2506 and encodes 801 amino acids. Gene Ontology annotation, molecular function: calcium ion binding.